GAUGGGGGUCUAGGGAAGCUUCUGGGAACAACUGCCUUAGAAAAAUUGGGUUAAAGUUCGGCACAAAAGGAACUUGUCAUUCCAGUCCUUUUGCCCACGUAGCGAUGCCUCUGGAAGUGGUGGUGGAGCUGCAGAUCCGGGCGGUUUCUUGCCCCGGAGUGUUCCUGCCCCACAAGCAAGAUGUGUACCUCGGGGUCUACCUCCUGAAUCAGUACGUGGAGACAGACUGCUUUCCCUCUGUGUUCCCUGUUGUGAUUCAGCAGAGCAUGAGAUUUGAAAAGGUAUUUGAAAAUGCAAUAGAUCCUGGAGCUGUAUCAGACCUUUUAGAAAGCUUCCUAACCAGGUUUGAAUUAAUACAGCUAGUGCCUCCAGUGUGGGAAGAGCUGGCCUAUUAUGAAGACAACACACGAGAUUUUCUUUUCCCUGAGCCCAAGCUGACACCUUCAUGCCCUGGUAUACAUAGAGAGGUGCUCAUGAAGACAACCAGAGAUUUUCCAGGCAUUGCUCCCAAACUAGAGUUUUCUACAAGGACGGCCAUCAGAGAAUGCAUGUUUCCAUAUGGAAAAAGACUUCUUGAAGAAACAUACAAAUCACGAAGGCCUUUUUCAGCAUCAUACCGACCAGCAUUCUCUGUAAAUAAUAGAAAGAUGAAGCUGAAGGAUGUUAAUCCUGACAAACCACCCAAAGGCACGCAAUCUCAAGCACCCUCUCCACGUUGCACCAGACAUUUCUCCUUGGACCAGCCAGCUGAAUCGAACCUUGGAAAUAACUUCAAAUACCCUGCAGAAAGGAGGCCUCCAUUUGUGGUUAGACAUGUGGACAGUGCAAAGCCCUUUGGUGAGCCUCACCCACAGAAAUCUAAAAGAAAAUCUAAGUUUUCAAACUUUCCAUUUUCAAUGAGAAGAGCUUCUUCUCUUGGCAGCCUUGCAGCAAACGUAAAGGUUAUCAGAGAGCCCGAUGAACGGAUUAUAUUAAGGAAAGCAUCACCAUCACCUUUAGAUUCAAGUAAGUUUGGCAAGUCCUUACCAUGUGACCAAGGGGAUGCUGACUUCCACCGGGAAACCUCAUUUGCCAACUGCCAGCAUUCCAAAUCUCCCAGCCCUCUGGAUCAGCCUCUACUCAGAGAAAGGUGCUAUGUGAGUUCUGAGUCCACAUGGAAGAAGAUCCAGGAAAGGGAAGAAUCUAACUCUGAAGAAACUUACAUCCUUGAGAGACCAAACCACCCUCUGAAGAAAUACCCACAGCAUGAAGAGGGAUAUUUUUAACUCCUGUCUUAUGGGAAAAUGAAUGAAAGCUGGAAGAGGAUCAUCAAAAGCCCAUCCAUGGAGACAAUUACAUAUCCUUGGAGAAAUGAACAGUGAUCUUUGUUGUCUGUAUUGAAUUACUGGUGUCUAACCCCCUUUAAAUCAAACCCUGUACUCAGUCUUUUGUGCCCAGGUAAGAGUUGUUGAUUAAAGUGUGGCUGCUUGGGGCUCACAUUUUCUCGUCAUCUGGAAAUUUGUGUUUUAUUUUGUUUGUAUGUUGUUUUGAGCAUGAAAUAGAAAAUAAUAGUAGUUGAGUGACAGAUGCUUUUCCAUUUGGAAAGCACUUUUUAGUAUUCUAACAAAAAUGUCAAGAUGCUUUUUCAGCUGUUCUGCAUUUUUGGUCAUGGUUUUGUUCUUGAAAAGUCUGACCCCCUCUUUCUUUGCUUUCUGUUCUUUUCCUUCUCUUCCUUCCUUCCCAACCUAAAUUUUUAUAUGCACUAGAAGUUACUAUUUAGAGGAAUAACUUGAUAAAUUCUCCAGUUAAAGACAGUCAAUAUGAUUUUUUUUUAGUUUUUUGCUUACUUUAUAUGAAGGCCUCUUAAAACUAAGAAAAGAACAUUAUAUGUAGAGAAUUUAGAAUUUAUUUUAAAGGUUGAUUUCUGUGAUAAAUUAUAAGAUGAGGCCAGUUUCUUUGUAUUAUAGUUCAGAUUACUUCUGUUCCCCACCCUUUAUUCUGUCAGUACUAGGGAUCGAACUCACGACUACCUGCUUGCAAGGCAGGCGCUUAUGCUGCUGAGCUAAAUCCCCAGCCCCUAUUCUAGCAAUUCUUAAUAAAUUAAGAUGAAGAACAAAUGUUUUCCAAAUAUUUCCCUAAAAGAGCUAAGUAAAUAAGUUUUAUAGAAAGUACUGCUAAAAUAAGCUUUUUAAGUGAAUUAAUGGACUGCUUUUAUGAAAUGUGGCAGUUUAAGGGAGGAGGAAAAGGAAGAUGAUGAGAGGAAGGAGAGCUAGAAGUACCUCUGUUUCCACUGACACAGAACUAGGGAAGAGGGGGCCUAGAAAUGGAAAUCUUUGUUUUUCCUUCACACUAUAGACUUUCACACCUUCUCUACCAUGCUUGCUGUGGUUUGAAUAUUUGUGUUUUCCUUAAAAAAUACAAGAAAGUGGGGCUUUUGGGGAGGUGACUAGGUCAUGAGGGUGGAGGCCUCAUAAAUGGCGUUAGUGCCAUAUAAAACAGCCCAAGGGAGUGGCCCAUUCCAUCAUGUGAAAAUGCAGUGAGAUGGAUGGAAUAUUUGUGAACAGAAAGACGGCUCUUGGCAGAUUCUGAACUUGCUGGUAACUUGACCUUAGACUUCUGACCUCCAGAACUAUGAGAGAUAAAUUUCUUUUGUUUGUAAGCUACCCAGUUUAUGGUAUUUUGCUAUAGCAUCCUAAAUAGAUGAAGAUAUAAAAUCCUUUUAAUAUUUAGAAAACACAGGUUUCUUUACUCUUUAAGAGCACAGGAAUUGGUUUGUUGGGUAAAUUGGGAAGGCAAAAUAAAAAAUUAAAGCAGAAUAACUUCUAAAACAAACUCAUUUGUAUUCUUCUCAGAAUUUUAGCCAAAUAAAAGUGUAUAUUAUAAUAAGCAUUUCACCUAUGGAAGCAGAGAGAACAAAUUAAGCAGAGACUACAAGCCUAAAUUACAUGCACUUGUAAAUAUUCUGAUGUCUCUGAAUCUGUAGUUGCUAAUUUGUUGUUUAGAUGUUACCUCUAAAUUGUCAUCAAAACUAAAAAGUAAAUGUUACAUUAAGGCCACAGUAGUUGUCUGAAGAGUUCUACUUGAUAUAACCAGCUGAAAGAAAUAAGUUCUAAUGAGUUCAUAUUUUAUUUCUAUUAUUGUUAAAGUAUACAGAGGGACGUUCAGCAUUCAUCUAUAAAAAAAUAGAAGUUUAUUGGGCUUACAAUUCUGGAGGCUGGAAAAUCCAAGGCUGAGGGACAAUAUCUGGUGAGGGCCUGCAAGUUGCACCAUAUUCUGGUGGAAAAGCAAGAGAGGGAGAAAGGAAGGGGGAGCUGAGCUCAUCAUCUCAUUAGGAAUCCCUCCUGGGAUAGCUAACUCAUUUCCAGGAUAACUAUUAAUCCAUUCACCCAAGAGGUAACCUAAUCACCUCGUAAGCUAAUCAGCACUGGAGAUUGAAUUUCCAGUAUAUGAACUUUGAAGAACAUAUCAGCUUUCAUUUUUUGAAAUGAGUUGAGCAUAACUCCUUAAUUUAAUAAGAGUUUAAAUGCCCACUUUUAUUCCAAAUCAUUUUUUUCCUCAUCAAGCCAUGAUUUUUUUCUUACUUUCUGAUCUGCCAUUUCUGUUGUUUUAUUUGGUGCGUGUGUGUGUGUGUGUGUGUGUGUGUGUGUGUGUGUGUGAUACUAGGAAAUGAACCCAGGGCUUUUUGCACAGGAGCAGUAUGUCCAGCCUCUUUAAUUUUCUAUUAAAUUUUAGACAAGGUCUUUCUAAGUUAUUAAGUUGCCCAGGCUGGGCUUGAACUUGCAGUUUUGCUGCCUUGGCCUUCUGGGAUAUGGGAUUACAAGCAUAUGUUACCAUGCUCUACUAAUUAUUUACAUCUUAAUUUUUUAAUUCUCAAGAAUUAUUUAAGUGUGAGGAGUUAUAUUGGGCCCAGAAUUACAGUUGAGGUACUUUGAUUUUGGAAUAUGUAAUAGAAUGAAUAAUUUUGUGGAGUAUUGGGGUUUGGAUCAUGUGGGAAGUUCUUUGUCAUUAAACAUAAUAAAAAAGCAUUUCCCCCUG
Molecule: messenger RNA, 4014 nt
Organism: Cavia porcellus (domestic guinea pig)
Lineage: Eukaryota; Metazoa; Chordata; Mammalia; Rodentia; Caviidae
Gene: Spata6l
Product: spermatogenesis associated 6 like
Exons: 13
Coding region: 105-1265 (386 amino acids)
Biological process (GO): spermatogenesis
Molecular function (GO): myosin light chain binding
Source: RefSeq, a predicted model, not a curated record